Eremomyces bilateralis CBS 781.70 is the source of this 1953-nucleotide messenger RNA. RefSeq lists its product as uncharacterized. NCBI's taxonomy places the organism in Eukaryota, Fungi, Ascomycota, Dothideomycetes, Eremomycetales, Eremomycetaceae. The record is from RefSeq and is a predicted model, not a curated record. The transcript is spliced from 3 exons. Gene Ontology annotation, cellular component: Cul4-RING E3 ubiquitin ligase complex. The coding region runs from base 368 to 1786 and encodes 472 amino acids. Gene Ontology annotation, molecular function: protein binding.
AUGAAAUAAUGUGUGCUCCCAGAUGCGCAAGAAAACUCUUUAAAUAAAGAGAUAACUAUCAAUAUCCCAUCUGAUGAAUGAAUCUAUAUUCAACCUGAGGCGCCUGAAAACCAAUACCUAUGCAACUCGCCGUUCGUCCAGCCAUGGUUCUGUCAAAAGAUACGACCUUUGCUGUUUGUUAGGCAACAGCAGUGGACUUCUCUAAGUUAUAGAGUGUCUGGAAUCACUAUUUAUUUCUUUUUGUUGUCGCCAAACUGUUUGGCACUCUAGCUUUUGAAGCCCGAACCUACCUCUCUUCUCUUCAAGCUCCUGCUCAGAUUUCAUCAUCGAGUCUGCACCUAUCCAUUCGCUCUUGUCCACAAUCCCGAUGUCUCAAAUACCUGGCUACUAUUUCGAUGAAUCGCGAAACCGAUGGUUUAAGGUCGAUUCCGACGAUGCACUUCCAGCCAGCCAGAAGUACAGCUCCGACAUCAUUCGGCAGAAUGCAUUGAAAGCAGAGGCACAGAAGAAAGCGCGCGAACAUAGAGAUGCUAGGAAACACCUAAUUCGAAAGAUCCGACUAGACCACUCGGCAACGUUGAGGGAAGAAGUGACUGGAUCUUUCAAUGCUUCUCGUACCAGCUGGCUGGCUCAGAAUCUAGUCCGUCAAAAGCUUUCUACCAUGAUGCGCCCGGUGGAAGAUUUUCACGUUGUCAUCAGCACGAUCGAUCAUAAAGCGAACGUAUGGAUAGGAAGUUCCCAAAACCUGACGCUCCGAAAUUCUACCUUUGAGCAACAGAGUCUGAAGGUGUUUGCCCCCGGCUGGUCAAUCACCACCAACGACGACAGCGUGAUCUACUCCGGGCUUUCCUCCGGAGGGGUUGCGUUGGACUCAUUGGAGUAUCUUUCCGCCGCUAUUGCCAUUUACGAUAACGAGGCUUCCGGCCUUCCGGUACUGAGAAUCGUGGAUCACCCUGUCCAAAGAUCGAAGUUUCCGGAUAUUCAUACCAUCGAGACGUACACCGACGCGAGAGGAGACCGUUAUUUCGGCGCAAUCUUUUCAGGGCAGAGAAGGGCAGGAAGUCUGCUUACCGCGGGACAACUUGACGGCCACCGUUUAGACGCAGCCCUUAAAAUCACCUCCCGGACGAGUGACAUCCUUGCCUUCUGCUUCCUCGACUCCAGCAAAGUGGCUUGCGGGACUCGUGCCGGCAAUAUCCUUGUCACGGACACUCGCCUCCCACACCCUCACAUCCAGCUCUUUUCUCACGGCUCCUCGAUCGUGGAUUUGAAGCGGGGACGAAACGAAUACAGCAUCAUCGCAGCGGGCCUCAAAAGUCACCUAGCAAUGUAUGACACGCGCAUGCUUCCACCUCAUGCGGUGAAUGAAUCCGCCAUCAACGUAGUGAAGUGGACGGACAAUGCUAAGGUGUUCCAGUGGGAUAGACUAGCAGACACCGGACAACUAGCCUCACCAGUCGUCACAUUUCCACAAUACAGCAACGAAUCCGACCCGCAGCUCCGCAUCGCGGUACACGAGGAGCUCGGCCUGGUCGCGUCUGGCAAUGAUACCGCCGGAACGGUCGCCAUAUUCAGCCUAGAUUCCGGCGCCCUGUUGCGGAAAAUAGGACCGGGCCAUUUCUCCGCCGGAACGGUUCGACGGCUGCAGUGGGUCGACGACGAGUACGGGGUGCCGUGGCUGUAUUUCGCGCAGGACAAGAUCAUCGAGCGGUGGGGAGUGGACGCAGUGGAUGAAGGUCUAGUGCCGCAAGAGCGGAGAAGAAAGCGGGCACGAGAUGCCGACUGAUUGGAAUUUAGGGACUUUUCGAGCCAGUUGAUGAUGAAGAUGUUUUGGAAGGGUAAUUGACCGAAGCGGACAGGACAAGAUUCGCUAGAACGACCAAGACACCACUUGCUUACUCGGUAAUGGUCUUUUAAUAAUAAUAAUAAGAAUCAAUUUAACGUACUAUCUGG